UGCACGUUUUUGGUGUAAGGACUUAAAAGACCAAAUUACGUUAUUUCUCUCUUUCUUGCUUUCUCUCUCUCUCUCUUUUUACCAAAGGAGAGACUUGCAUGCAGGAUGUGGAAGAUCGCAGGUGAGGAAAGAAGAAAAAUGCCUCUUGUAGAUUUCUGUAGUGAAAUAUGCGCUGAAGUCCAUAUGGGAUAUUUCUACAGACUAUUUCCACACAUUCUUUUUUUUUAAAGUCAUACCUUGACUAAAAAAAACCCCUCAAAAUGGAUUUCUUUAAUAGCUCCAGCCUGGAGGUCGGGAUAGAGGCACAAAAUAUCUCCUCUAAUUCAACCUCUCAGAGCCAGUACACCCAGCUCGCUAUCUGGGCUCUGGCCGGACUUGUCAGCUUUCUGAUUUUGUUUACAAUAGUCGGGAAUGUCUUGGUUGUUAUCGCUGUUUUAACGAGCAGAGCCCUGAAACCACCCCAGAACCUUUUUCUCGUCUCCCUGGCCAGUGCGGACAUACUGGUGGCCACCCUGGUCAUGCCCUUUUCUCUGGCAAAUGAACUCAUGGGCUUCUGGUUUUUUGGCAAAAUUUGGUGUGACAUCUACCUGGCUCUGGACGUUUUAUUCUGCACCUCUUCUAUUGUUCACCUGUGUGCUAUUAGUUUGGACAGGUACUGGUCAGUGACACAGGCAGUAGAGUAUAACUUAAAGAGAACCCCUAAAAGAGUGAAAGGGAUGAUUGUGGUGGUGUGGUUGAUCUCAGCCGUCAUCUCCUUCCCACCGCUGAUAUCAAUGGACAGAAGCAGCAGUGAGGAGAGUCCCCAGUGUAUCCUGAAUGAUGAGACCUGGUACAUCCUCUACUCCAGCAUUGGCUCAUUCUUUGCCCCCUGUGUCAUCAUGAUCCUGGUCUAUAUUCAGAUCUACCAAGUGGCAAAGACCAGGACCAGAACAAUGUCAGAGAAGAAGAGGGAUGUGGACUCGCCACAGGAGAAUGGGAUGGGCAAAGCGGAACCAGGGGGAGAAGGGUCAUUUAAGUCCAACAGGGGCGGGAGUAUGAAAGAACAGGAGCGUGAGAAUGGACACUGCCAAGAGCAGUCAGUGCAAUCCACUCUACCGAACGAGCCAAAACAUCCACCGACAGACCACGAUGAUGAUUUUGAAGAUAGCAGCUCGUCAGACGAAAAACCUAAAAAAAGUUCCAGUUCUUCCAAACAUCACCACGAGGACAGGAAGGACAGGAAAGACAGGAAGUCCAGCCGGAAAGGCAGCUCCGCCUCUAAAUACUCCAGCAGAAAGUCACGUGCCAGUUCCAAGUCUAUGGAACUCUUCUCAUCCCGUCGCAAACGCCGGAGCACCGUCAAUAGGAAGAAAGUCUCCGCUGCUCGGGAGAAGCGCUUCACCUUUGUCCUCGCCGUCGUCAUGGGCGUUUUCGUCAUGUGCUGGUUCCCGUUUUUCUUCUCAUACAGCCUGUAUGGAAUCUGCCGGGAGUUGUGCAAGAUCCCUGACACGCUGUUCAAAUUCUUUUUCUGGAUUGGCUAUUGUAACAGCUCACUAAACCCGGUCAUCUACACCAUCUUCAACCAGGACUUCCGCAGAGCCUUCCAGAAGAUCCUCUGUAAGUCAUGGAAACGCUCUUUCUGAAUGGUUCCUGCAUUGGUUGUAAUAGACAUUUUGCCCUCUGAGCUUCUGAGAUGUAGGAUAAAGUGUUGGCCUGGGGGGGUGGGGCGCUUUUACACCUUCACUUUCAGGGAUUGCACUAGAAAUGAAGGGACGCUUAACGGAUCAAAGGAUUGAACGGUGCAGAAAAGGAGUUUAAAAAACAAGAGGAAGCUCUUUGGUUAGUAUUCAGGAGGCUUUCAUUAAACACCAUUCAGACUGCUUUUGGACAAGGAUGUGGGCUUUGGCUUACUCCCCUCCUCACUGACUUCUUCUCCCUUCAUUUAAAUACAAUAAACGGACUCAUACAGUUACUGUGAUGCAUGCACGCCACAGUGGCUAAACUUGCAUGAACUGCACAGAAGGCAAAGGGUUUACAGAGACACUUGAUUCAUAAUGUAACCUCAUUCACUGAAUAUAAUGCGAAGGCCUUGACAAUCUCCGCACAGCGGUUGUUUGUGACGUUAGAUAGUGAUGUCUAUCUUCUCCCUCUGUUUCUUACUCCUUUUUUGUCAACCUUUCUAUUAUGUCACACUCUCAACAUGAGGACCAAUGGGACGAAGGGGCUCCUUGCUUACUGUUUCAGUAGCAAAACUGUUUCACUGACUUCAAACAAACAAACAAAAAAGACUCAAAAACUACAAAGUCAUAUUUCUGCAUCACUGUUCCGUGUGGGGCUCAGAAGUGUCUGAACUGGGAACUGCAGUGGAAGCUUUUCAUCAGGAUGCGUGUUUUUUGUGGCCUGGAUACAGUGGCAUGUACAGCAUAGGGUAGGGGUGUGACGAGAUCUCGCGAGAUUAAAUUGUGACAAUAUUUCUCGUCAGGUAAAAAGCUGUCUUGCGAGACUCACACAAAUGUCAUUUUUCACACGCUGUCAAGCCACACAAUAAUUUUCUCACGCAGUGAAAUACAAAUGUAUUACUGAUAAGAUGGCUCACGGAGCGAAUCAACUCAGUCCAGCUGAUUGACACCAGCGUAGCGAAUCCAGACAGCUGUGACAAGUGGUAACGUAGCUGAUAGUUUUACAACAUAAACAUAUAAAAACUGAAGUACAACCUUGCUUCUUUGUUUGGAUCCGUGAGCUGCACUUUAUCUGAGCUGCUGAAGUUAAAUUGUAUGGAUCUGUGGUGAGAUUUCUGCAUGAUCAAAAGUGUUUCAUUUAGGCUACUUUCGGUUUCACAUACAACAUACAAACUACAUCGGUCAAACGGUCUGAAGGGGAUAGAUAAUGUAACUACAAUUAUCAAAAACAUAAUGCACAGCAGAGUAUAGGGCAGGUAGACUUCUCAUCAAAUGAUGAUGUUAGUCUGGUUAUAUUCUGCCUUUUUUCCAGACAUGUCAGAGAACACACAUUUUAAAUGUGCAGAAAAGCUGCUGAAACACAGGAG
Molecule: messenger RNA, 3025 nt
Organism: Micropterus salmoides (largemouth bass)
Lineage: Eukaryota; Metazoa; Chordata; Actinopteri; Centrarchiformes; Centrarchidae
Gene: adra2c
Product: adrenoceptor alpha 2C
Exons: 1
Coding region: 261-1622 (453 amino acids)
Biological process (GO): platelet activation; adenylate cyclase-activating adrenergic receptor signaling pathway; regulation of smooth muscle contraction
Cellular component (GO): membrane
Molecular function (GO): alpha2-adrenergic receptor activity
Source: RefSeq, a predicted model, not a curated record